Molecule: messenger RNA, 600 nt
Organism: Gossypium arboreum
Lineage: Eukaryota; Viridiplantae; Streptophyta; Magnoliopsida; Malvales; Malvaceae
Exons: 3
Coding region: 1-600 (199 amino acids)
Source: RefSeq, a predicted model, not a curated record
AUGGAGAAUGAUGUUACUACGGAUUUUGGGAUUAAUAAGGAUGGGGUAUUGUGUUUUCGCUGUCAGAUUUGUAUACUGAAUGAUGAGGACUUGAGACAAUCGAUUCUAAGGGAAGCGCAUAGUAGCCCUUAUGCUAUACGUCCUGGUGGAAACAAAAUGUAUCAAGAUCUGCGAGAUUUAUACUGGUGGCCAGGGUUGAAUCAUGAGGUUACUAACUUCGUUGCUCGCUGCUUGACUUGUCAGCAGACUGAGGAUAAGGUUCAACUGAUUAGGGAUGGACUAAAAGCGACUUCUGAUAGGAAGAAGUCAUAUACAGAUCUGAAACGAGGAGAGAUUGAGUAUGUUGUAGGAGACUUCAUUUUUCUCAAGGUCUCCCUAAGGAAGAAGUUGGAGCUACCUCCGGAGUUGGAUCAAAUUCAUGACGUGUUCCACAUCUUUAUGUUGAGGCGCAACCGAUCUGAUCCCACGUACAUAGUUCGUGUAGAGGAAAUUGAGGUUAGGCUAGACCUAACAUUUGAGGAGGAGCCGGUUGAAAUUCUAGAUCGUGACAUUAAAGUACUACGAAGGGAAUCUAUUCCCUUAGUGAAGGUGCUGUGGUGA